GAGAGAGAGAGAGAAUAGAGAUUGGAAAGUUCUCGAAGCUUCGUGAUAAAUAAAAAGCGAUCCGUUGGCUCGCUGAGUAUUCUAAAAGCAAAUGAAAGGAAGGAAUCACGUGGAACGUACAGUUCAGAUUCGAGGAGAAGCAUCGAAACGAACGCGUCGCCGUCUUCGCUUUCGUUAACGUGUUUCUCUGCCUCUUACAUCCGUAGUACGACAUUUGGACGCUUGAGAUCGCAACGAUCGCAUCUUUAUCGCAUUACUAUUGGUCGUAAAUGGUCACGUGAGUAGACCGCGGGACGCGGCAGCAGCGCCAAGCGUAUUUGGCGGGAUCGUGCUUAGACGGCGUCGUCUGUGCUCCCCGCAAGUCUGUCGUGUAGCGAACCGCAAAGGCUCUCCUAGCAUAAUGGCUGGUGGAAAGGCGGGCAAGGACUCUGGCAAAGCGAAGGCAAAGGCGGUCUCUCGUUCGGCGAGGGCUGGCUUGCAGUUUCCUGUAGGUAGAAUACAUCGACAUUUGAAAAACAGGACUACCAGUCAUGGUCGGGUUGGUGCAACGGCUGCAGUAUACAGCGCAGCUAUCUUAGAAUAUCUGACAGCCGAGGUCUUGGAAUUGGCAGGAAAUGCAUCUAAAGAUUUGAAAGUUAAACGUAUAACUCCAAGACAUUUGCAACUUGCUAUUCGAGGUGACGAAGAACUAGACAGUCUCAUUAAAGCUACUAUAGCAGGAGGAGGUGUUAUUCCACAUAUCCAUAAAUCACUGAUCGGCAAGAAAGGUUCUCAAAAGCCAGCAUAAUUUAGUGACGAUUGAAGAACUAUUUGAGAGAUAAGUAGACAAAACAGAUGUAAAGUGGCAGUGAUUGUUGACAAAGUGUACCUACGUUAUUAAACUAAAUGGAGAGACUGGAGUGAUGAUAUAUAUGUAUAUGGCUACAUAUAUAUAUGUAUACAUAUAUAUAUUUAUAUAUAAAUAUAAAUGAAACAAAUAUUGAUAUAAUUUAAUAUAGAUAACGAAGAGAUAAAGGAAAGACAAACGUUAAAAGCGUAAUUUGACGAUUGGGAAGGAAUAGGGGAUGAUUUUGUUGGAGAUGAAAAUUCCUAGUGUGCAUAUAACGUGGCGAUUAAUCGAAGAGCAAUGUGUUAUAGCAUCGCUCGCUCGAAACGAUAGCGUUUGUUGCUUCGCCGAUAAUGUAUAUUUUAAAUGAAAGGUUGAAAACGCUUCAUUGUUCACACACACAUUUAUUUUACAUACGUAAUUAUUAUAUCUAAUUUUGUUUUUCGGCCACCCUUAACUAUAUUCGCGUUUUUGUUAAACUUUAUUCUUUCUUUUCAUUUUCUUUCUUUUCUUUUUUAAAUAAUCGACGAACAUUUCUCCGUCGUUUGGUAAUCAUUCAUUUUCGAUAGUGUGUGCGUGUCGAAAUUGUCUGAGAAAUAGUCAUUUCCAAUCUCAAUAAGAUUUCAUCGAAGUCACAUAUUGUGUAAUAAUAAAUCUUACAUACACCUAAGUCUUUAUAGGUACUAUAGUAAUUAAUGAGAGAUUACAGGAGAUAUAUAUAACAAUUGUCAUUAAGAAAGAGAGAGGAUUAUUAUAGUUAGACAAAGACGAUCGAAACAAGAUUUUAAUUUUUCUAAACUAUUUAUAUUUCAAAGAGUCUAUUUUGUGUUAAUUGCACUAUGUGAUCAUUUUAAUGAUUCCGAUCUUUAGAAUUUGUUUUCAAAUUUUUUGGAUGAUGUAUUUUAGUUACUGUGAUGAUAAUUAAAAAAUAUUUCUAAUUGAUGUCUUUCAAUCUAUUAAGCUGUAGAAACAUAAGAAAUCUGUGAGUAUAUAAUAUUACUUAUUAACAUACUUAAUAAUGAUAUUAUAUAAUGUAUAAUAUAAAAUAUUGUAAGAUCGGAAACUUUAAAAAUUGAUCUCAUCGUGAAUAUAUAUUAUUUCAGUUGCAGCAAAUUCUCAAAAAAUAUAUGGGUGAAAAUUUGUAUCUAAGAUGAAGUUUAUAUAAUUAAAUAUUUCCUUUUCAUUUCAAUUACAUCCCGGUACUAGGAUGAAAUCAAUAUGAGAAGAGAGAAAAUCGUUUGAUUUUGUGUUUAACAUUAUUCGUAUUAUUAUUAUUAUUAUUAUUAUUAUUAUUAUUAUUAUUAUUAUUAUUAUUUUUAUUUUUAUUAUUAUUAUAUUAUAUUAUAAUUAUUAUUAUUAUUAUCAUUAUUCUGGAAACAAAAAUAUAAUAGACUAUGAUUUAGUGUAAUCUCUAUAUCUACAGUACCUACUGACGUAUGUUGAAAAAGAAGCAGCCAUGUAAAUCUUCAUUAAUCAUAAUAAAGAUGAAUUUUACUAUUAA
This is a messenger RNA of Vespa crabro (European hornet), 2327 nucleotides long. It is a transcript of the gene His2Av, whose product is annotated as histone H2A.V. The record is from RefSeq and is a predicted model, not a curated record. The transcript is spliced from 5 exons. Gene Ontology annotation, molecular function: DNA binding; structural constituent of chromatin; protein heterodimerization activity. Bases 401 to 787 code for a protein of 128 amino acids. Lineage: Eukaryota; Metazoa; Arthropoda; Insecta; Hymenoptera; Vespidae. Gene Ontology annotation, cellular component: nucleosome.